GCCAUCGCACACUUGCUUCAAACAUCUGGCUUCGUUUGCUUUCAUAAACACAAUACCUUCUUUUUUUCUUUUAGUUAGAAUAAACACAAAACCUUCUUCAUCUAGUUUUUAAAAUCUUUGGUUCUUUUGAAGAUUUUUUUUUCUUUUCAAGAUACCUUUCUUCGAAUAAGAUUGAAAAAGAUGGGGAGAAGACCAUGCUGUGAGAAAUUGGGACUGAAGAAAGGGCCGUGGAGUGCUGAAGAAGAUCGAAUCUUGAUUAGUCACAUUCGUCUCCAUGGUCAUCCUAACUGGAGAGCUCUCCCUCAGCUAGCUGGGCUACUUCGGUGCGGAAAAAGUUGCAGGCUUCGUUGGAUUAAUUAUUUGAGACCAGACAUCAAACGUGGCAACUUCACUCCUCAAGAAGAAGAAACUAUCAUCAACUUGCAUCAAAGCUUAGGCAACAGAUGGUCUGCUAUAGCUGCAAAAUUACCGGGAAGAACAGACAACGAAAUAAAAAAUGUGUGGCACACUCAUCUAAAGAAAAGAAUCCAGCAUAAUCAAGAUCAGAAUAUCAGCGAAAAGAUUUGCGACAAUGAUGAACAACUCGUCUCAGUUAUGGAUGAAAAGAGGCCAAGCUCUCCGCAACAACAGUCUAGCAGUAGUACCAACAUUUCAGCGGUUACAACCUCGAGCAACAAUAACGACGUGUCCAAUAACAGCAGCAAAGACUCUGCUACGUCACCAGAAGAUGUUCUUCCAUUGAUAGAUGAGAGCUUUUGGUCAGAAGUUGUAUCGAUGGAUUGCAACAUUUCGGGAGUUGAGAAUAGAGAGAUAAAGUUAGAGGAUUGGGAGAGUUCAUCAUUAGAUAGCAAUAUUAAGGGAUAUAACCAUGACAUGGAGAGUUGGUUUGAUAAUCUUCUCACUAGUAAUCUUACAACUGGAGAAAAUUCCGAUAUUUUCUGAGUUUUGAAUUGUUUUAUUAAGCUAGUUAAGACUUAAAAUCUUCGUUUGUGUCCCACAUGAAUAAAAAUGUUUUACGUUUCCUAUAUCA
Messenger RNA from Raphanus sativus (radish), 1030 nucleotides. Its product is annotated as transcription factor MYB13. NCBI's taxonomy places the organism in Eukaryota, Viridiplantae, Streptophyta, Magnoliopsida, Brassicales, Brassicaceae. The coding region runs from base 181 to 942 and encodes 253 amino acids. The transcript is spliced from 3 exons. The record is from RefSeq and is a predicted model, not a curated record.